This is a messenger RNA of Paramecium octaurelia, 765 nucleotides long. Lineage: Eukaryota; Ciliophora; Oligohymenophorea; Peniculida; Parameciidae. The record is from the annotation of a GenBank genome assembly.
AUUUAUAAUACCAAAAAUGGACUUUAAGCAAUUAUAUGAUGAAAUGUGCCAAAAAUACCAGUAAAUGGAGGAAGAAUAUAAUCAGUUUAUUGAAGAAAGCCAAAUUUUGGAAGAUCAAUAAUAGAAGAACAUUGAGUCUUUAAACAAACAACUAGCACAAACCUAAAAUUAGUUAUUGUAACAAAAAGAAGAAACACAAAAAGCAAGAGUAUUAAAUUAUUUAUCAUUAUUUAAGAAUGAACUAUAAUAGGUUUAAAAUCAAUUAGAAAGGCAAUUAGCAAAAAAGGAAGCUCAAAUUUAAGAGUUUUAAAAAACUGUGCAAUCUCUCAAAAUAUAGAUAAUUGACUUGGAAGUUGAUUAAGAUCUAAAUAACAAUAAGAUUAGGUAUACAUAUUAUUAAACAUAGGUAGCUGGAGGAAACCAAUAAAGAAUUAGAAAUUAAAUUAGAUAAAGUUUUAGAGUAAUUAGCAAUUGCUUAAACUGAUUUAGAGACUAACAAACUUUAAUCUUAGGAAGAGAUUGAGCGUCUAAAGCAAACAUUAAAAGGUAUAUAUGUUGUCAAUCUUAGAAAAUCAAGACGAAUUGUUUGCUGCCAAAAGCUCUAGAGUUAGUAUAACAACUUCAAUUCCAGAAGUCGUAAAAAUGCCUAAGAUUGAUUCUUUAAGAGCAAAUGCAGCUGGAUUUAACAAAAGUCUGACUUUAAUAUAAGCUUUGAUUAAAGAUCUUGAUGAUAAAAUGACAUUAAUUAGAUAACCUAAGGCAUGA